CUGAUGUUAACAGCUGGUUGCGGCUGGUUCGUUUGCUUUGUGUCGUACUCCGCUUAAUUAAAUUAAAAAGACAUUUCAAAGACUUUAGUUGUCUAGCAGCGAGUGCGAUAAAAGUACUGCAUAAUUGAAAGCAUAUAAAACAAUUUAACAAUGGGUGACAGCAAUGUGGAUUUGGGCAAAUGUUUUGAGAUAAUUAACAACUUGGUUACUGAAGCUGGCAGGCUUAUUGCCCGAAACAACGAGACCCGUCAGGAUUUUGUAUGCAAAAGCGGUGAUAUUGACUUGGUAACCCAAACGGACAAGGAUGUGGAAAAGCUAUUGAUGGAUGGCAUACGCCAACAAUUUCCCGAGCAUAAGUUCAUUGGCGAAGAGGAGAGCAGCGGUGACAGUGGAGUUAAUAAAUUGACUGAUGCACCCACCUGGAUCAUUGAUCCUGUCGAUGGUACAAUGAAUUUUGUACAUGCUUUUCCACAUUCCUGUAUUUCGGUGGGCCUGAAGGUGAAUAAGGUCACGGAAAUUGGCAUUGUCUACAAUCCCAUAUUGGAGCAACGUUUCACGGCUCGUCGUGGUCAAGGUGCCUAUUAUAAUGGUCGACGCAUUCAAGUGAGUGGACAAAAGGAGGUGGGCAAGGCUCUGGUCACCAGUGAGUUUGGCACAACACGGGACGAGGCCAAAAUGAAAGUGGUUAAUGAGAACUUCGCCACAAUGGCCAAGCAUGUGCACGGGCUACGUGUCUUGGGUUCAGCUGCUCUCAACAUGUCUAUGGUGGCCUUGGGCGCUGCUGAUGCCAAUUACGAGUUUGGCAUUCAUGCCUGGGAUGUCUGUGCUGGUGAUUUAAUAGUUCGGGAAGCUGGAGGUGUGGUUAUUGAUCCCUCAGGUGGUGAAUUUGAUAUUAUGUCACGACGCGUCCUGGCUGCCUCGUCACCACAAUUGGCCCAGGAGAUAUCAAAGCUUUUGACACAGUUUUAUCCACAACCACGUGAUGAUUGAAUUUACACUUAAUCAUAUAUUCUUUAUUGAUUUAUGAUGCAUUUCAUACCAUAUUAACAUACAAACAAAACAAAUUAUUGUAAAAGAAGGAAGUUGCCUAGUCAUUAAUAUUCCAAAUAAACACAUAGACAAAUCUGUUUGUUCUAUUGAUAAUUCUCUA
Drosophila willistoni is the source of this 1150-nucleotide messenger RNA. RefSeq names its product inositol monophosphatase 1. Lineage: Eukaryota; Metazoa; Arthropoda; Insecta; Diptera; Drosophilidae. The transcript has 4 exons. Gene Ontology annotation, biological process: signal transduction; phosphatidylinositol phosphate biosynthetic process; inositol metabolic process. The coding region runs from base 151 to 990 and encodes 279 amino acids. Gene Ontology annotation, molecular function: inositol monophosphate 1-phosphatase activity. The record is from RefSeq and is a predicted model, not a curated record.